AUGCCUUAUAGCCACAUUCUACCAUAUUUAUUGAGGGAAUCACUUGUACAACUAAGGGAGUUAGGACCCCCACCAACGGUUCUUCCUCCCGGUUAUGAUGCAAAUGCCCGCUGUGAAUUUCAUUCUGGCGCUCCUGGGCAUUCGAUCAAGAGUUGUGAAGCAUUAAAGUACAAGGUUCAAGAUCUUAUUGAUUCUAAGGAAAACACGUUCGCACCCAAGGGGCCGAAUGUAAACAAUAACUCGAUGCCCCCUCACAACAAUGCAUCCGUGAAUAUGAUGGAAGCUAACAAUGGAAGGAGAUUGAUCUCCUGUGUGGACGAGUUAAAAAGACCACUCAUCGAGAUCAAGAAUGCUUUAAUGAGGGAUAAUGCCUUUCCCAUCUGUAGUAAUGACUAUGAACACUGUCUGAUUAACCCGCAACAGUGUAGGACGUUGAAGUCUGCCAUACAACAAUUAAUGGACCAAGGGAUCUUGGUGGUAGACUACCCGUCCAUAAAAGAAGAUGUGUCUACCCUCGAGAUACCAUACGACGAAGUCCCUCCUCUACAAAUUCCAUAUGACUUCUCUCAGUUAACUUUGUCAACAAAUCAUGUUACUCCGAUCAUAAUAAAGGUUCCCACACCAUUCCCGUAUGUUGACACCAAGGCAGUCCCAUGGGUGUAUGACACCUCAGUCUACAUUCAUGGCCAGAAAAUUCAAGAAGAACAAUUGAAGUCUAGUGAUCCAAUGAUCAAUAUCACCGGCACUGGCGGAAUUACAAGAAGUGGAAGGAUAUUUGCACCGACACUCACUCCAAUUGGAACUAUCAAUCCUUCAACUUCAGACAAAGGCAAACAAAUUGAUGGCACUAAUCAAAGACAAGACCCUGCACCUUCCAAUGAAGUAGACGAGUUCUUACGCAUCAUCAAGAAGAGCGAUUAUCGAGUAGUUAAUCAGCUUAACCAAACACCCUCGAAGAUCUCAAUGUUGUCUUUAUUAAUGUGCUCGGAGGCCCAUAGGGAUGCUUUGGCAAAAAAAAUUAGGACAUCUCACGUACCGCAAGAGAUCUCUGUUUGUCAGUUUAAAGGAGUAGUUAACAAUAUCGCUACUAGCUUAAGCUUGGGUUUCAGUGAUGAAGAGCUUCCUGCCGAGGGGAGGAAUCAUAACAAGUCUCUCCAUAUUUCUAUUGAGUGUGUGGACACAGUCCUAUCAAGAGUUUUGGUAGACACUGGGUCUUCCCUCAAUGUGAUGCCUAAGAGCUCCUUUGCUAAACUGACUGUUGAAGGACUCGUAAUGAAGCCGAGUGAGCUUAUAGUAAGAGCAUUUGAUGGGACUAAAAGGACUGUAAUCGGUGAGGUGAAUUUGCCUAUGAAGAUUGGUCCCCAUACUUUCCUUAUCACUUUCUUCGUAAUGGAUAUCUAUCCAACCUACAGUUGUCUGCUUGGGAGGCCUUGGAUCCAUUCAGCUGGUGUAGUCACUUCAACGCUCCACCAAAAAUUGAAAUUCUUAGCUGAUGAUAAACUAGUUAUUGUCGAGGGUAAGGAGGACAUUAUGGUAAGCUACCUCGCAUCUUUCCGAUACGUUUGA
Molecule: messenger RNA, 1566 nt
Organism: Lathyrus oleraceus (garden pea)
Lineage: Eukaryota; Viridiplantae; Streptophyta; Magnoliopsida; Fabales; Fabaceae
Exons: 1
Coding region: 1-1566 (521 amino acids)
Biological process (GO): proteolysis
Molecular function (GO): aspartic-type endopeptidase activity
Source: RefSeq, a predicted model, not a curated record